Molecule: messenger RNA, 1170 nt
Organism: Teleopsis dalmanni
Lineage: Eukaryota; Metazoa; Arthropoda; Insecta; Diptera; Diopsidae
Exons: 2
Coding region: 153-986 (277 amino acids)
Source: RefSeq, a predicted model, not a curated record
UAAGUCAAUUAAAAACAUGUUUCUCUGAAAUAAGAAUUUGCGAUUGCCUUUCAACUUUAUUAUGGUCUAAACUGUUCAAGUAAGCAAAUCAGUACCGAAAUCAUAUUUUUGCCUAUCAAGAGCAACAAGUGUUUCAAUUAAAAUAAAAUAUAAUGGCAAAAGGAAAGGGGGACCGAAUUACGACACAAAAUUCUAAUAUGACUAAAAACAUUAUUAGAACAAAUGUUGCUACUUCGCUUACUGAGAGACAGAUUUGGGAUUGUCCACAACUUCUAUUAACGCAUAAAACUAUAUGUCGCGAACAUUUACCUGUGCCACAGAACACUCCAAGAGGUUUGAAAAAUUUUCAUGGAAAUGGUGUACUGCCACUGACAGGAAGGAAGAUCUGCGAUUGUCUGAAGGAACAACCAAAACCGAAAAUAUACAAUUCAAAUCAUAUGCUGUUGAAAUGUGCCGCUGGAAGUGAUACCAAAAUUUUGGCAAAAAAAGUUAAAAAGUCUUGUGGUAAGAAUCUUAUACCGCCAUGUAAUACUCCAAUAGAGUACGCACACCGUUCAGAUAUGUGUUAUCAGUCGAAAUCCUAUACUAAAUAUAUUAAUAUAAUCGAGGAACCGACUUCGACCACGAAGUUAAAAUGUGGUUCAAACCAUGCCAAAUGUUUACCUAUUCAAUCGGAAUUGAAACAAAAGAAAAGUUCCACUACAAAUUGUGCUUCAAAAUCGAAACAGCAUUUACCAAACCAAAAGCAGAGGCAACAUUGGAAUAAACUUCGCUCCCUUCAACCUGAUGUAGCAAAUUCCAUAGAUGCUAUAAUUGCAAGAAAGCUUACACGCAAACUGAAUUUUCCACGUAAUGUUUCAAUUUUCAAAAAUCUUAUAUCGCUGAAUGUCGAGGAUCAUGAACCACCACCAACCAAAAACAAGACAAAAUCAUCUAUUCAAAAAUUCGGCAAACCACCUAGCAAAAAUCCGCCAAAAAAGUCUUAAUUUGUAGUUUAUAGGAAAAUGAGUAGCUCCGCAUGAGAUAUAUUUUUUAUACGAAUGCAAUUAGCCCAUUUAUAAAUUUGUAUAAAAUAUGCAGGCGAAAGAUCCAAAUUUACAUCGAAUUACUUUUAAUAAUUAUUCGUUUUUUCGUUUAAACACUUAUUUAAUGAAAUAAAAUUUACUUCAG